Messenger RNA from Magallana angulata, 4243 nucleotides. RefSeq lists its product as uncharacterized. Lineage: Eukaryota; Metazoa; Mollusca; Bivalvia; Ostreida; Ostreidae. The record is from RefSeq and is a predicted model, not a curated record. Bases 405 to 1547 code for a protein of 380 amino acids. Gene Ontology annotation, molecular function: DNA binding. Gene Ontology annotation, biological process: regulation of DNA-templated transcription. The transcript has a single exon.
UUCAUCAAUGAUCUCAUGUCUUAUAAUUGUAAUCAAAACAUAUCUACAAAGUGUGCCUGAGUUAAGCAAACACAAUUAUACACAGCAAGUAUUAUCAAAACAAAUUGGACACCAUGAGCAGAUAAUGACUGCAUUGUCUAAACCUAACACCUACAAACUAAUUACCCCUCAAAUGAUGAGCAACUCAAAUUAUGUCUAACAGACCAAUGAACAUUUAGAUUUACAACUUUGAGUUUCAAAAAUUAGAAACUGACCAAUGAAAUUUCCUCCUUCUGUCUGAUGCCAGGUCCUACUCAAACAAAAACCCUGACACCAGAGCUCAGGUCAUGACACUUUGAUUUCAAAGUUCAAAUCUCCUGACCUUGAGUUAAUCAUUGAUUGCGUGUGUAAGAGAUUGGAGCACAAUGGAUCUACGAGUCUAUCACUACAUUGAUGACAUUGAGUCUGAUUCCGAGAAGACCUCCCCGAGUCCAGGUCAGCCUCCCGUGAUUGACCUCUCAGAGGUCAUUGCCACCACCAUAUUCAGUGACCACUCUGAAGACUCCUCCCUCACCGACGACCUUGACAACCUGACCGAUGUGUUUGACCCCUGUAAGACAGACUUGGACGAUUCAGGCGUAUCUCAAGACCAAGGAUUACUGUGUGGGGACAAGCUUCAUGUCCAACAUCGUAGUGCUCUGUCCAGCAUUGAGGUUCUGGAAUUCGACACGGAAGAAAAUGAUGUUUCCAUUGUCACCAACAACUGUCAACCUCUAUCAUCAACUCCUGCUACAAUGCGUACUCAACCAAUGGCGCCUGUAACACCCGGCAACAAGAACAACAGUUUUGUUGGAGACUCCCGAUUCAACGAUUCCCUCAGCAAUUUACUUGGAUCUCCUCCUCCAGAGAGCUCCUUAUACAACAACCCAUUCUUCAACGACCUUCAAGCCGCCCUUGCCAAUGAGUGUACAACAGUGAAAACUUCUCUUCCCCAGUCCUUAUUUGAUGCCCUGACAACUCAGCCCAACAGUGAUGUGUUUUCCAGAGAACAGAUGCUCCAGCAGCGUUUCAACAGUCUGCUACCUGCAUUCCCCAACGACAUUCAGAGCCUGUCCAACUUUUACCAUCAUCAAGCCUCUGAGGUAGAAACAGAGAGAUUCUGUGCGAUACAGCAGAAGGAUUUACCCAGUGAAGUGAAGUACUCCAUGAACUUCCACUACGAUUCCCAGCUCCAUCAAAUCAUGGAUCGAGUAGAACAGAGCCUGAUGCUGCUGGAGAAAACGGAACAGAUGAGCUUCUCCGGUCGACCAAUCAAGCCACGACCUCUACUGUCCAAGCGGGCAGUGCAACUUAUGGAGAAAUGGUACGACAAUCACCUAGAGCAUCCCUACCCCAACAUUGACACCAUCGAGCACCUGGCCACCACCGGGAACAUCACCCCGGAACAAGUGAAGAAGUGGUUUGCCAACAAACGAAACCGCUCCAAUAACACGAGGACCUUGACCGAAAUUGCCAAAAAGAAACGACAGUUGGCCCUGAAGAACAUGGACUGUUACAGUGAAGACUGAGAGUGAUUCCUAAUUUAUGUUGUGUUGUUAUUGUUACAUUCUGAAGUGCUGUUAUGUAUAUGUUUAUUUGUUUACAUACAAAAGCUGCCAAAUUUGUACACUGCAUUAUUUGUUGAAUUUUGUUAUGAAAAUUAAAAAUCUGAAAAUAUAAAAUGAUCUUUUUUUUCCAUAAAUGAACAUGCUUAAAAAUAAGGAGAAAAAAAAAUGAAAGAGAAUAAAAAUGUUAAACUAGCUUACUGGUGAAUUCAAGAUUUUUUUCUUCAACACAGGUUUUCAAUCUUAAAAAUAUAAGUCAUUGUUAAAACUAAAUAGAACCAGCAAGUCCAUAUCAUCAAUUGUUUUAUUGUAAUCUGAAUGUAAGAAUCAGCCAAAGAUAAUGGAAUGAACGGGUCCGGUCUGUUAACACUGCACUGAUUGUCCUAACAAAAACUUGUCACACACAAUGCAGUGAGUAGGAAAAAGUCAAUGGUUCAUUACUGACACAAAGCAGCCACUUUGAUAGAAACCUGGGGACUGUUAAUGUUAAUCUUAUAGACAAUACAAUGCAUUAAUUUUUUUUACUAGUUCUUGCUGACAUAAAGCAAAAUGAAAACUUCAAUCUUUAAACACUAUUACUAACAGGAAACAUGGAAGGACACGCUAAAAAUGAUCUUUUCUUCUACACACAGACAUUAAAAAAUGUGGAGUCAUGAACACAGUAUUUUGUGAACAAGAGCAGUUUUUAAACUUUCAUGGAUCAGGUUGUCUUCUGUAUAAAACACUAAGUUUUGCAUGUCAAAAGCAAAGUACCAGUAUUUCCAUACAGAAUAUUCUGCAGUAGUAAAUCAAAGCAGAUCCGACAUUUCUGGUGGUAAAUUCUGGUAAUCAAUAAUAAAUCAUUUUGUCUGAACUCAAUUUUUUUGUCUUCAGUUUUUUAAUGAUUUUUUAAAAAAAUUUUGUUGAAUGAGUAUUGACUGUCUAACUUGAAUGCAUGUUUAAAAAUUUCACUUUUCACAACACACAAAAAGUAUUAGUUUCAGCCAUUUACACAGUGGGCAAUAAGAUAUUGAGCACUCAUAAGCGAGCCGAGGAAUUUUUUAUUUAUUUUUCUUUCCCAAUAGAAAUAAGACAUAGGUUGUAAAAUGAGAGUUCCACAAAAAAUGGAUGAGAAAAUGUUUACAAGCCGAUGCCUUAGAUCAUAAACAAAUUGAUUGUAGAGUCAAUAUUGACUUGCUCAAAUGUAAGCUACUCAGAACCUAUCAUAAAACUCAACCAAUCAAAAGACAAAUAUCAACGAUUCUUGCUGCUUCGGUUCAAACUUGUUGUCGGUGGGAAAUUUUAACUUGUGAACACUUUAAUGAAUGGAAUUUCCCCUCUACUCACUUGUUUAUGUUUCAUAAAUAAGGAAUAUUACACAACGAGAAAAUUUUGAUGAAAAAACAGAAAAGCUGACCCCUGUCUGGCCUAACUUUUAACUGCUUUCAUGCAUACAACUUAUGUAAUAAUUGGUAUUAUUUCAAACCAGCCACGAAUUCUAGUGCCCCUUUGGAGGAGUGGCUGGGUAAAUUUGACCUGGGUCGUCUCCCUUUAUUAUGACUUGAUUGAGCACAUGUAUUAGUGAAUAUAUUGCUUUCCCAUUCUCUUUAAAUGAAGAUUUCAUUGCUGUCCAAUAUUUUCUAAAGGAUCUGCUUGCAUCAACACUUAUGCUUCAAAGACAUACAUCAUGAUAUCUAUGUACAUUGCAAAACCCUUUAUUUUUUUUUUAAUUUUGAUUUGCAAAGUUGUUAUCUCUUUGAAAUGCUUAACAAAAGCAAGACAAAGUUAAAUAAUAUGGGUCUUAUAAUCUUAACAAACCUGAUUAUCAAUUUUAAAAUGAUUGAAAGGUCCUAAAUACCCUGUGACUUAUACUUUUUAUGCCAGUACGUCACAACCGUGUUGGGAAAUUGAUUAUAUUGACGCGAUUGUGUGUCGAACUUCUUAAUGCAGCAGACUUGGCAUCAGAUAAAAUUCCUGCAGAUACCACGUUUGAAUACACCUGAGUAUUUUUGUUUACCGGUACUUUUAUUGCACAAAUAUUUUAAAAAUUAGGUUUUUUCCAAAAUAUGACAAUUUUUAAAAUCAUUAUCAUAUUGUACAGAUGCUAGAAUACCAUUUAAAAAAAAAAAAUAAGUGACUAUAUACUUUUUGAGAAACUUUUCUGUACGGUGAGGGCUCUUAAGGAACACCUUUGUUCAUGAAUCAUGUAAAUAAUCGAUUUAUUAUCUAAAUCUUAAAAUAUAAGUUCCUGCUCAUUUUUCAAACUGAUUGCAAAACCCUAAUUAAAAAAUUAAUGUUUUCACAUAUUUUUCUUUCAAUAAAAUCUCUUUCCCUAUUCAUUUUUUCAAUUUGUUUUUAUACCCGAUUAAGUAUUUUUUUGGUCUUUCAAUGCUCUUUGUUUACUUUUAAAAUAAUCCUCAAACAAGGAAACAGAAUUAAAUCAGGAAAGUUUAUCACAUACAGAAAUCAGUAUUAACAGGAAUAAUUGAACAUUUGUUAUUAAAGAGCUAUCAUACAAAACAUUGAUUAGCUCCUCUUAGUUUACCACUUAUGAUAUGAUUUAGACUUGAUCGUGAUUUUCCCAGUGAAGAGAGAUCUAAAUUUGCAGUGUUUUUACACUAGACAUUGACUAAGCUUCCCUUUUCCCCAAACAAUCUGGUUUUACAGUCUGUGAUGUGAUA